AUGCGAUUGCUCAACUACUUGCCGUGGCUGCUGCCGGCGGCGCUCGCGAACCCUCUUAACGUCCGGUCCACCGCCUGCAACAACUCGCCCGACCUCUGCGACAAGUCGUACGGCGAAAUCACCCAUUUGGGUGCCCACGACAGUCCCUUCGUGCGCACGUCGGAUAGCACAUUGGCUGGUGAUCAGUACUACGACACCCCUACCCAGCUGAGCGCUGGUGUCCGCCUCGUUACAGCCCAGGUACACAAGGAUAACAACGAAUGGCACCUGUGCCAUUCAUACUGCUCCCUGCUGGAUGCAGGGUUGUUGAGCGACUGGCUGGCCACGAUCAAGUCAUGGCUCGAUGAGCAUCCCAAUGAAGUUGUCACCGUCCUCCUCGUCAACUCGGACAGCGCCUCGGCCGCCGAGCUCGGCGCCGAAUUCACGACGGCCAACAUCACCUCGUAUGCCUACGAGCCCUCCUCGCUCACGUCCGCGCCCUCCUCCUGGCCCACCCUCCAAACGAUGAUCGACUCCGGCAAGCGGCUCGUCGUCUUCGCGACUCCGCUCACCACCAGCACGGACUAUCCCUACCUCAUGUCCGAAUUCGACUUCAUCUGGGAGAACAACUACGAUGUGACCUCGCCGUCCAACUUCACCUGCGAGCCGGACCGGCCAAGCUCCCUCUCCGGCUCCAUCUCCACCGCGCUAUCCUCCAACCGCCUCCCCUUCAUGAACCACUUCCUCUACUCGACCGACCUGGCGCUGCUGGAUAUCGAGUACCCCAACGCCAGCUACGUGUCGACCACGAACGCGCCCUCUGGCGGCACCGGCAACCUCGGCAGCACUGCGACGAAGUGCAAGACGGCGUACGGCGGCCGCCAGCCGACUUUCGUCCUGGUGGACUUCUUUAACAAGGGGCCUGCGCUGGACACGGUCGAUAGCCUGAACAAUGUCACUAACGCGGUGGGGCGGACGUCCGUGUCAUCGUCGUCAUCGUCAUCGUCAUCGUCGUCAAGCGACGGGUCCACGGUCAAUAACGUGUUUAAGGGGCUGGUUGAGCUGGCUAGCUCGGCGAAAUCCGGCGCUAGCACGAGUAUGGGCGAUUGGGUCUGGGCUGGUGGGAAUUGGGAUAGCAUCCUCGGCGGGGGGAUCUCCCUCUAG
Penicillium canariense is the source of this 1143-nucleotide messenger RNA. RefSeq lists its product as uncharacterized. Gene Ontology annotation, molecular function: phosphoric diester hydrolase activity. The record is from RefSeq and is a predicted model, not a curated record. Lineage: Eukaryota; Fungi; Ascomycota; Eurotiomycetes; Eurotiales; Aspergillaceae. The transcript has 3 exons. The coding region runs from base 1 to 1143 and encodes 380 amino acids. Gene Ontology annotation, biological process: lipid metabolic process.